AUAGAUUAGUGGAUUAACAUCCCACCUAAAUCGUACUUCGGAAAAUCUCCAAGCUCCGAAGCAGAUCAAUCAAUUAAUCCGUGAGUUACGAUCAUUUAAACAGAGAUGUCCAAGAUCCAACAAUCUACUUUUAACAGUACUGGUAGAAAUCCAGACUUGACAGGGAGCUUAAUCGUUAUCUAAUUAUUAUUCCCAUCAUCCAGUCAUGGGGCUGACUCCAGAAGGCGCACCGCCAAAGGUCGCUUUUGUUACAGUCGGCGCGACUGCAACUUUCAAAGAGCUCAUCGAGGAAGUGUUCGCAUCACAUACUUUACAGGUACUAGUCCAGGAAGGAUAUACGAAACUAAGGGUACAAGCUGGGCCCGAUGCCGAAUACUGGAAAAACAACAUACCAGCGGAGAAGGGAUCUGGACUCGAGAUCGAAGUGUUCGAUUUUGACCGUAACGGUCUAGGGCACGAAAUGCGACAAUGUAAAAAGGGAGGAUUUCAUGGCACGGGGGAGAGUUUAGAAGGUGUAGUGAUUUCACACGCUGGUUCGGGAACAAUUCUGGAUGCACUCCGAAUCGACGUACCCCUCAUUGUAGUGCCCAAUACUUCACUCCUCGAUAAUCAUCAGGUAGAGUUGGCAGAUGAGCUGGAAAGACAAGGCUACGUCACCAAAGCAUCGGGACCCAGGGGCUUAGAAGAUGCCAUUCGCAAAGUAGAGAGAAGGAAGAAUGGCAAGCCGGGCGGUUCGAAAGAUUUGCAGGGACGUAAGAAUUGGAGGGGACGCGAAAAUCCUAGUAUUGCACCAGUACUCGACGAAGCUGCCAAUUAUGAAGAAGAGGUUAGAAGUGUAUUGGACUAGUUUUAGAGGAAGUCUCAAGUAAAUUUUGAUGAAUUUAUGAUGGUGAGCGGAGUUAUUGGGAGGGGCCCGGUUUAUUUUGGCCAUUGUAGUUGGAUUGGAUUGCAAGAUACCCUCAAUUUCAUAUGAUUGUUUUGUGAAUUUAACAUAAUAAGAAAUCUGUCAAAGAAGAUCUCGGAAUGUCAGAC
Botrytis byssoidea is the source of this 1032-nucleotide messenger RNA. RefSeq lists its product as uncharacterized. Lineage: Eukaryota; Fungi; Ascomycota; Leotiomycetes; Helotiales; Sclerotiniaceae. The coding region runs from base 206 to 847 and encodes 213 amino acids. The record is from RefSeq and is a predicted model, not a curated record. The transcript has 3 exons. Gene Ontology annotation, biological process: dolichol-linked oligosaccharide biosynthetic process. Gene Ontology annotation, molecular function: hexosyltransferase activity. Gene Ontology annotation, cellular component: extrinsic component of endoplasmic reticulum membrane; UDP-N-acetylglucosamine transferase complex.